CCGGCAUUUUCCUUGCCCAACGUGCUCUCCCUCCCAUUUCCUGCGAGGUGGUUGGUGGCGAUGGCCUUCAAGCUGAUCACCAAGCCCGCGGCGGCGUCGCCCGCUGCUGCUUACUGGGGAGAUCUCGCCCGGGGGCCGCAGGGUACGAGCCGCGUUGCCUUCGGACCAGCGCCCAGGAACAAGGGGCUCCGCGCGGCCAACAACUCCGCAACGCCCAUAGCUAAGGUAGAGAGGGUUGAUCGAAGUGACAUAUUGACAUUGGAUAGCAUCAGACAAGUUUUGAUUAGACUAGAAGACAGCAUCAUAUUUGGCCUUUUGGAGAGAGCACAGUUUUGUUACAAUGCUGAUACAUAUGAUAGCAAUGCUUUCCACAUGGAUGGUUUUGGAGGAUCUUUGGUUGAAUAUAUAGUUAGAGAAACUGAAAAGCUCCAUGCACAGGUUGGGAGAUACAAGAGCCCAGAUGAGCACCCUUUCUUUUCCAAGGAUCUGCCUGAGCCCCGGUUGCCACCUAUGCAAUACCCAAGGGUUUUGCAUCCCAUUGCUGAUUCUAUCAAUAUCAACAAAGAGAUUUGGAAAAUGUAUUUUGAUGAACUUCUUCCAAGAUUGGUGAAAGAAGGAAGUGAUGGUAAUGCUGGAUCCAGUGCUCUUUGUGACACAACCUGCUUGCAGGCACUCUCCAGAAGGAUCCACUAUGGGAAGUUUGUGGCAGAGGCCAAGUUUCAAGAGUCCCCUGAAGCUUACACGCCAGCCAUAAUAGCCCAAGACCGUGAUCAACUCAUGAACCUUCUCACAUAUGAAACGGUGGAGCGUGCUAUCGAACACAGGGUGGAGGCCAAAGCCAAGAUCUUCGGGCAAGAGGUGAACAUUGGUGCUAAGGACAACGGCAGCCCACCGGUCUACAAAAUCAGGCCGAGCUUGGUCGCCGAGCUGUACAGCUACAGAAUCAUGCCGCUAACCAAGGAGGUUGAGGUCGCGUACUUGCUUAAGAGGCUGGAUUGAGUGUGUUUACGUAGCUGUAAAACUGCCAGAUCCGAACUCCUGGUAUUAAACCAUAACAUCGGUAAGUACCCAUUUCUGUGAAGAGGAUGAUCCGAACUCCUGUCAUUAAACCAGAACAUCAGUAAGUACCCAGUUUUGGGGAGAGGAUGGAAAAUAUACCAUGUGUGGCAAGCAACAUGCAUAAUAUCAUCUGGAGUUGCGCUUACUCGCCCCUCGUGCGUAAUGCUAAUGGUUGUAGCCUGUAUGGAAUGCUGGGUCACUUUCUUUGGCUGGGUGCCCUUUUGAAUCAGAGUAAAUUCGCUCAUUGUCGCUGGAACUUAUUCUUUGAUGCACACUAUUCGAAGUUUGCAUUUCCUUGGUUGCCGUUCCUGUUAAAAUCUGUUAAGUUGUACGUGUACCACAUGACUAGAGAUUGUCGGCACCGUU
Messenger RNA from Zea mays, 1425 nucleotides. RefSeq names its product chorismate mutase. Lineage: Eukaryota; Viridiplantae; Streptophyta; Magnoliopsida; Poales; Poaceae. The record is from RefSeq and is marked provisional. Gene Ontology annotation, cellular component: cytoplasm. The transcript has 6 exons. Gene Ontology annotation, molecular function: chorismate mutase activity. Gene Ontology annotation, biological process: aromatic amino acid biosynthetic process; chorismate metabolic process. The coding region runs from base 61 to 999 and encodes 312 amino acids.